AGGCCCACAGCCAAGACCUCACGCGGGCUUCUUGCUGGCCUUUAAGAUCAGGUUUGGUGAGCUGGGAUACUCCUAUAAGAAAAACAAUUUUUCGUCUAUUUCAUGUCUGCUUUUCGCCCCUGCUAGCGGGAUCGCCGUAUCCGGAACAGACCCCGCCUUCGGGUUUUUGCCUCUGCCGCCGGAGGCUUCCGCCCGGGUCCAAGAUGGCGUCCGGGCGUCCUUCUUAACUUCCACCUGCCUUGGCGGCGUCUGACGUCGGAGCUGGCAGUGGGUGGGGCGGUUAACAACCCGCAAAUGUAGGGUCCUGGGAGCGGGAGUCGGCCAUGGACUGGAAAGACGUGCUCCGCCGGCGCCUGGCGUCGCCCAACAAGGAUCCGAAGAGGAAAAAAAGUGAACAAGAAUUAAAAGAUGAAGAAAUGGAUUUAUUUACCAAGUACUACUCAGAAUGGAAAGGAGGUAGAAAAAACACAAAUGAAUUCUAUAAGACCAUUCCCCGGUUUUAUUACAGGUUGCCCGCAGAAGAUGAAGUCUUACUACAGAAAUUAAGAGAGGAAUCUAGAGCUGUCUUUCUACAGAGGAAAAGCAGAGAACUCUUAGAUAAUGAAGAAUUACAGAACUUAUGGUUUUUGCUGGAUAAGCACCAGAUACCACCUAUGAUUGGAGAGGAAGCAAUGAUCAAUUAUGAAAACUUUGUGAAGGUUGGAGAAAAGGCUGGACCCAAGUGCAAGCAAUUUUUUACUGCAAAGGUCUUUGCCAAACUGCUCCAUACGGACUCCUAUGGGAGAAUUUCCAUCAUGCAGUUCUUCAACUACGUCAUGCGAAAAGUUUGGCUGCAUCAAACAAGAAUAGGACUCAGUUUAUAUGAUGUUGCCGGACAAGGGUACCUUCGGGAAUCAGACUUAGAAAACUACAUCCUGGAACUUAUCCCCACUUUGCCACAAUUAGAUGGGUUGGAAAAAUCCUUUUACUCUUUUUAUGUUUGCACAGCAGUUAGGAAGUUCUUCUUCUUUUUGGAUCCUCUAAGAACAGGGAAAAUCAAAAUUCAAGAUAUUUUAGCAUGCAGCUUCCUAGAUGAUUUACUGGAGCUAAGGGAUGAGGAACUGUCCAAAGAGAGUCAAGAAACAAAUUGGUUUUCUGCUCCUUCCGCCCUGAGGGUCUAUGGUCAGUAUUUGAAUCUUGAUAAAGAUCAUAAUGGCAUGCUCAGUAAAGAAGAACUCUCCCGUUACGGAACGGCAACCAUGACCAAUGUCUUCUUAGACCGUGUUUUCCAGGAGUGUCUC
This is a messenger RNA of Peromyscus maniculatus bairdii (prairie deer mouse), 1280 nucleotides long. NCBI's taxonomy places the organism in Eukaryota, Metazoa, Chordata, Mammalia, Rodentia, Cricetidae. The record is from RefSeq and is a predicted model, not a curated record.